This is a messenger RNA of Mandrillus leucophaeus (drill), 1173 nucleotides long. RefSeq names its product olfactory receptor 2C1-like. Gene Ontology annotation, biological process: G protein-coupled receptor signaling pathway. NCBI's taxonomy places the organism in Eukaryota, Metazoa, Chordata, Mammalia, Primates, Cercopithecidae. Gene Ontology annotation, molecular function: olfactory receptor activity. Gene Ontology annotation, cellular component: membrane. The record is from RefSeq and is a predicted model, not a curated record.
AUGGGAAACAGCUCCAUCAUCCUUCUCUCCCUCAUGGAGCCCAGACUCCAGACCCUCAUGUACUUCUUCCUGGACAAUCUCUGUGUGCUCAACCUUUGUGUCACCUUCACCAUUGUACCACAGCUGCUGGCCAACCUCUGGAGACCAGGGAAGACAAUUGCUUCCUGGGACUGCAUCACGCAGGCCUACCUAUUCCACUGGACAGGUUGCACUGAAUGUGCCCUGCUGACACUAGAGAGUCCUCUCUUUGGAGUGGUCCUGGUUUCCUUCAUCCUCACCUUGAUGGGAAACAGCUCCAUCAUCCUUCUCUCCCUCAUGGAGCCCAGACUCCAGACCCUCAUGUACUUCUUCCUGGACAAUCUCUGUGUGCUCAACCUUUGUGUCACCUUCACCAUUGUACCACAGCUGCUGGCCAACCUCUGGAGACCAGGGAAGACAAUUGCUUCCUGGGGCUGCAUCACGCAGGCCUACCUAUUCCACUGGACAGGUUGCACUGAAUGUGCCCUGCUGACAGUAAUGGCUUUUGAUUGCCAUGUGACUAUCUGCCAGCACCUCAGGUACACACUCAUUAUGCGUCCCUGGGUGUGUGUGCAGCUGGCAGCUGCAGCCUGUUCCAGUGGCCUGGCCAAUUCCCUGAUCCAAGCCAUGCUCACCUUCCAGCUUCAACUGUGUGGUCACCACACCCUGGAUCACUUCUGUGAGGUGCCUGUUCUGAUCAAGCUGGCCUGUGGUGACACCACUGCUAAUGACCUGUCCCUGACUGUAGGUGCUAUCCCUUUUGCACUGGUGGCACCCCUGCUUGUGCUCAUCUCUUACGCCUUCAUUGUGAGGACUGUACUGAAGUUAUCUUCAGCCAAAGGAAGGCACAAGGCUCUCAGCACCUGCAGUUCCCACUUGGUGGUCGUCGUCAUGUACUUUGGGUCAGCAAUCUACAUGUAUGUCCAGCACUCUGCCAAUAAUACUCAAGCCAAGUUCAUGUCUUUUUUCUACUCUGUUGUCACUCCACUGCUCAAACCAUUCAUCUACACCCUGAGAAAUAAGAAAUAUUCACCAGUGCACAUCUCAGAAGUCAUUAAACUUGAUGACGAUAAUGAUGAUCAGGUUGAACGUCCCAUCCAGAAGGAACUGUUCUUGGCCCUCCACCUCUCCCAGCCAGGAAUAGGUCCUUUUUGA